UAUUUCCCCCUACGUAGCACGCUUGAUUGUGUCAAAUUUUUUCAGUCAAAAGUCAAAAGUUAAUUGAUGUGGGUGGUAGGUGGAAACAAGAAUUAUCAAAUUUAUCUUUAAAUAUUCAAGUGACUAAUUAGAGAUACAAGAUUUUUUGGUAGUUUAUAGUAAAAUUUGUGAAAAGGGAAGCGUGCAAUUGUGAGGAGUGCCUUUUCGUUUCCGAACGGAAGCAGCUGGUUGUAUAAAUUAUAUAUUAACAAUGCUGUAAAUAUUUAACCAGUGCCUCCGACUAUUAUGGAGCUUUGACGUCGUUCUCGCUGACCAAACCGUCACCAUCUACGAUGACGACAUCGUCGGCCAAUCGUCAUCAGCAAAACCGUUUGAACCAUGAAGAUGACGCUGUAUCAGAAUGUUCGGUGGCUUCGACACUGCUCGAAGGCAGUUUGAUAUCGACGGCCCCCGACCGCCAUGGGUUCUUGGGUGGGGCCCAGUACAGCCCGGAGCCAAGAAAUCAUGGGCCCCCGCCAGAAACGGUGCUGAAGCGGGAGCGGAAAUGGUUGAAGAUGCUCGCGCAGUGGAACUUUUAUAUGGAGAAGAACUACAGGAAGGUCAAGGACAGAUGCAGGAAAGGUAUUCCGAUGUCGAUAAGACCUAAGGCGUGGUUGUAUCUAUGCGGCGGUCGAGUGCUGAUGGAAAGACAUCCUCACGUGUACGACGAAUGUCUUCGAUGCGACGGUAAUCCAAAAUACAUUGAGGAUAUCAAGAAGGAUAUCCAUAGACAGUUUCCCAUGCAUGAGAUGUUCAGUUCGGAAGACAAACCGGGGCAACAAGAGUUGUAUAAUGUCCUGAAAGCGUACACAGUGCAUUUCCCUGACAUUGGUUAUUGUCAAGCGCAAGCGCCUGUGGCCGCAUUUCUCUUGAUGCACAUGCCCGCUGUCCAAGCAUUCUGGUGUUUGGUCUCAAUUUCCAACAGAUAUUUAGAAGACUAUUACUCGCCCACUAUGGAGGUGGUGCAGAGAGACGGACUCAUACUGCAAGGUCUUCUCAAGAAAGUGUGCCCUCCAGUGUACAGACAUUUGAAGAAAGUGAAUGCCGAGCCGAUGUUUUAUUGUACAGAGUGGUUUUUGUGCGCGUUUACCAGGACCUUACCGUGGGACACACUGUUAAGGAUUUGGGAUAUAUUUCUGUGUGAAGGGGUCAAGGUGCUUUUCAAAACGUCGCUCGUCAUUCUUAUAGGGUGUCUUGGUACCGCAAAAAGCCGCAAGCAGUGUCCAGGUUUGUGCGAAACUUUAGACCGAUUGAGGAAUCCCCCGGAGGACGUGCUGGCCGAGGAACAUCUUAUCUAUAAUGUGAGUUGAAAAUUUCGCGAAACGGAAACAUAAAAUACGGUUCGUUUAUUGAUAAAAAUGAAUCGGAAUUGAAUCGAUUGUAGGUUACCAGGCUUGACAUUAGCGAGCAAGAUUUCCAGGAGCAGCACCAAAAACAAGCAAAGAAGGUGAAAAUGAAUUCUGUCAAGAACACAAAUGGAAGCUCCAGAUAAUAAAAAGGUAUGUAAUGUCGUGCGAUUUUGCUGUUCAUAACUUGAGCUAUUUUAUUAUUUUUCUAGGCUGUUUAUCUCUUUGAGAAAAGGACUGUCGGAUAUUGAUUUUAAAAAAUGACUCAAAAAGUAUUCAGUGGCAUUUUCUUUUGUAAAUACGAAUUAACUGUAAGUUUAACAGAUUAUUACCAAAUAUAUUGAACAUAUAUUUUAUUCUGUAUUUAAAUAUACAUUUUGUAUUAACUUUCUUGAGAGUAUUAUUAUACAUAUUUUGUAAUUUCUGAUGUUGAAUAUAUUGUAUCAUUAUUUAUUUAUGUUAUGCAUAUACGAAUUGAAAUGUAAAUUAUGUUGAAGUCGAAC
Acanthoscelides obtectus is the source of this 1888-nucleotide messenger RNA. NCBI's taxonomy places the organism in Eukaryota, Metazoa, Arthropoda, Insecta, Coleoptera, Chrysomelidae. The record is from the annotation of a GenBank genome assembly.